Molecule: messenger RNA, 846 nt
Organism: Adineta steineri
Lineage: Eukaryota; Metazoa; Rotifera; Eurotatoria; Adinetida; Adinetidae
Source: the annotation of a GenBank genome assembly
AUGGCAGAUAAGCCAGAUCAGAAUGAUGAUAUACUCGAUGGAAUUUAUCCUCGAAUGAAUAUUUUACAAGCGGAAAAAAUUGGUUUUACAGAUAUUGAUGAAUAUUUUAUGGGACAUGUCAAACGUGGUACAGCUAUUAUUAUCAAUAAUAGAGAUUUUCAUCCAAAUACAGGAUUAAAUACACGUGAUGGAACAAAUAUGGAUGCUAGCCGAUUAGAUAUGACUCUUUCUGAUCUUGGUUUUGAUACAAAAGUAUAUCAUAAUCGAACAGCAUUACAAAUAUUAACAAUUGUUGAACAAGAAGCCAAAGCAGAUCAUUCAGAAUGUGAUGCUUUUAUAUUUGUUUUAUUAUCACAUGGAGAUGAACGAGAUAUUGUCUAUGGUUUCGACCAACCACUUAAUAUAAGUGCUUUAACCGAACCAUUUAAACGAUCAGCUAAUACACUUCUUGGAAAACCAAAACUUUUUAUUUUUCAAGCAUGUCGUGGUCAAAAAGUUAUGACAUCUCAUCAAAAGUUACCCCAAAAAGAUAAUAAUGAAAUGCUUGGUAUUACAUCACAUAUACCCGCUGAAGCUGAUUUUUUAUUAGUUUAUUCAACUAUACCCGGUUAUUAUGCAUGGCGUAAUUCAAUGAAAGGUUCAUGGUUUAUUCAAGCACUAUGCGAUAUGUUAAAUAAACAUAGUCAUGAAUGGGAUUUUUUAAGAAUUUUAACUAAAGUUAAUCGCCGUGUUGCAAUGGAUUAUCAUUCAAAUUGUUCGGAUCCUUAUAUGAAUCAACGUCAACAAAUUCCUGUUUUUGUUUCAACAUUAACAAAAGAUCUUAAAUUAUUUUCGAAAUUCAAAUAA